Mastomys coucha (southern multimammate mouse) is the source of this 4632-nucleotide messenger RNA. RefSeq names its product steroidogenic acute regulatory protein (gene Star). The record is from RefSeq and is a predicted model, not a curated record. The transcript has 7 exons. Gene Ontology annotation, molecular function: cholesterol transfer activity; cholesterol binding. The coding region runs from base 1358 to 2212 and encodes 284 amino acids. NCBI's taxonomy places the organism in Eukaryota, Metazoa, Chordata, Mammalia, Rodentia, Muridae. Gene Ontology annotation, biological process: intracellular cholesterol transport; steroid biosynthetic process; regulation of steroid biosynthetic process. Gene Ontology annotation, cellular component: mitochondrion; mitochondrial intermembrane space.
CAGUUCCCUUGAGGGAGUGGGUCUUUCCUUGGGACAGUAGUGACAGGACUCUUGCUGGCGGCAGGGUCUAGGGCAGAACAAAUCUGAUAAGACUUUACUGACAACAUUGUUGACAUAUGAAUUUGCCUCAAAGGUACUUGGAAAGGAAGAGAUCUUGGCAGGGCAGUGCUGGGAGGUAGAACUUUUUCCUGCUUGGUAUGUCUAGGAACUGAGGCAAUUAAUUGUAAGGUUUCCUGCUCUGCCCAAUAUCACAGGAUCACAUACCUGCAGAGACUGGCGAGAGUCAAUGUCCAAAGGAUUUGUGUUUCUCACCUUUGUGCACAGGUCAAGUCCUGUAGCAGGGCUGGCCAGCCUGAGUGGCAUGAAGAAAAGGGUGAGCUUGCAGGGUAGAACCUAGGCCUAAGUUACUCUCUGCUUUGAGAGCUUACUGGGUGGGUCAUCUCAUAUUCAGACAGUCCCCAGAAUGAGAACUUAGAAUGGAGUUUGUAUCAAUGGGUGAGCAAAUAAAUGAAUAACUGGACAUAUGGGGUGCUCAGGAGGCCCCAUGUGGAAGGAAGCAAGGCCAGCUAGGACUUGAGCUAUUGAUCUAUAUUGCCCUAGCCCUGACACUGGUAUCCUCUUUGUCUUUGAGUUAGGCAUUGACACCCUCCAGGUCUUGCAGCCUUUUAUUUAUUUAUUUAUUUAUUUAUUUAUUUAUUUAUUUAUUUAUUUAUUUAUUUUUGUUUUGAAACAGGGUCGUUGUGUGUAGCGCUUGCUGUCCUAAACCUUACUAUAUAGACCAGGCUGGCCUAGAACUCAACAGAGAUCUACUUGCCUCUGCCUGGGAGAGUUGAGAUUAGAGGUGUGUGCUACCAUGCCCGGCUCUGGUCUUGUUGCAAGAACUCACUCUUUGGUUCUUUGGCCCUGGCUCCCUCUCUUGGCCAGAGUUUCUGUCUAGUUUUUGAUGCGCCCCAGUUACUGGCCAUUUAAGUGUAUGGUGAACCUGGAGCUUGAGGACAGGGCUCAAAGUCUACACUUAAAACUUCUGAGAAGCUAUAUGCCCUCUGCCCCACCUCGGUGACCACUGCUUUCGUUACCUGCUGAGUCUGGUCCUCUCUACUCCCUUGAGGCAGUCUGCCCCCUCCCACCUUGGCCAACACUGCAGUAUGAGGCAAUCAUUCCAUCCUUGACCCUCCCGCACAAUGACUGAUGACUGUUUUAUCUCAAGUGAUGAUGCACAGCCUUCCGCUGGAAGCAUUUAAGGCAGAGAGCGCUUGGUUUGAGCCACAGCUGCAGGACUCAGGACCUUGAAAGGCUCAGGAAGAGCAAUCCUUGAGAGCGGCAGCCACCUCAGCACUGCCACAUCUGCCAAGAAAACAUGUUACUAGCGACAUUCAAGCUGUGUGCUGGAAGCUCCUAUAGACAUAUGCGGAAUAUGCGAGGACUGAGACACCAAGCUGUGCUGGCCAUUGGCCAAGAGCUGAACUGGAGAGCGCUGGGGGAUCCCAGUCCUGGGUGGAUGGGUCAGGGUCAGCGUCGGAGCUCUCUGCUUGGUUCUCAACUGGAAGCAACACUUUAUAGUGACCAGGAGCUGUCCUACAUCCAGCAGGGAGAAGUGGCUAUGCAGAAGGCCUUGGGAAUACUCAACAACCAAGAAGGCUGGAAGAAGGAAAGCCAGCAGGAAAAUGGGGAUGAAGUGCAAAGUAAGAUGGUGCCGGAUGUGGGCAAGGUGUUUCGCUUGGAGGUGGUAGUGGACCAGCCUAUGGACAGACUCUAUGAGGAGCUUGUAGACCGCAUGGAGGCCAUGGGAGAGUGGAACCCAAAUGUCAAGGAGAUCAAGGUCCUGCAGAAGAUUGGGAAAGACACGGUUAUCACCCAUGAGCUGGCCGCAGCAGCAGCAGGCAACCUGGUGGGGCCCCGCGACUUCGUGAGCGUGCGCUGUACCAAGCGCAGAGGCUCCACCUGUGUGCUGGCAGGCAUGGCCACGAAUUUUGGAGAGAUGCCCGAGCAAAGCGGCGUCAUCAGAGCUGAACAUGGUCCUACCUGCAUGGUGCUUCACCCACUGGCUGGAAGUCCCUCAAAGACUAAACUCACUUGGCUGCUCAGUAUUGACCUGAAGGGGUGGCUGCCGAAGACCAUCAUCAACCAGGUCUUAUCGCAGACCCAGAUAGAGUUCGCCAACCACCUGCGCAAGCGCCUGGAGUCCAGCCCUGCCUCUGAGGCCCAGCGUUAAGGACUCCCACCACAUCGACCUGCAUGCCACUGGAAGCUCUCACAGGAAGCCUGCAAGUCUGUCCAUCUUCAGUUAACGACAAUGGGAGGGGUCAUAAGACACUAGGACUGACUGGUAAAACUAUCAGAAAAAUAGAAAUGAGGCUUAGAAUAACAGUCCUCUAGUGUCUCCCACUGACUAGCUGUGAAGUGAAGGCUAAGGGAUAGGUAUCUAUGAAACCUUUUUUCUAGGCCUGUACAUGCUGACCUUAAAAUCCCUACUAAAAAAAACAUCAGCAGCUGAUGUGACCAGGGAACUGUUGUCUUACAAGCUCCAAACGCCACUCCCUGAAGGCAAUGUGUGCACAGAGCAAGGUCUUACGUAGGAAAUUCUGUGGCCUUCUCUGCUCCUCUGUAAAAGGCCAGAACUUGAAACGACCCACAAAGGGCCCCUCCAGAGUAUUCCAACUUUUCUCUAAGGAGAAAUUAAAUAAUCAUCCUGCCAGCUUCUCUACUUAUCCCAUGACAAUAAAGAAUCAUACAUGCACAUUUCAGCCUGUACAUGUCAAGUCCCAGUCUAAGAUAUCGGUGCUGGGAUGACAGCUUCAUCAGAGUUCUGGGUUUAAAUCUCCUAGUUCAUUAAAGGGAACAAAACUUCUGGAGAUUUAUGUCAUUUGACUGUUUAGAGUAAUUUCAUAACAAACACAAUUCUAAAUUGGUUCUUACAGAUCUCCAGCUAAAAACCAAUGUGAUGGCACAUGCCUUUAAUUCCAGCACUCCCUGUGCAGAGGCAGGUGAAUCUUUCUAAUACUGAGGCCAACCUGGGUCUACACAGAAGGAUAGCCAGAGCUGCAUAAUGAGACUAUCUCAAAAAUACAAAACACAGGGAUUGAAAAGAUGGCCAAACUCUUGGGAGUACCUGCUGCUCUUCUAAGAAAAUCCAGGUUCAAUUCCCAGCAUCCACAUGGCAGCUCACAACUACAAUUCUAGUCCAGAGGAACCUGAUGCCCACUUGUGGCCUUGGUGGGCACAAGGCAUGCAAGUGGUACACAGACACACAAAACAUGUAGGCUGAAGAACACCCAUAAACAUUAAAAACAAAACCCUAGUCGAGCACAGUGGCUCAACAGUUUUAAUCUCAACAGUUCACCAAAUGAUGACACAGGUGAACUGCCAAGUUCCAGGCUAGCUUGGACCAUAGUGAGACCAUCUCACAACAAAACAAACUCUGCAGAGCUGGAAGUUAAGACUAAGAGCAUUUUGGCAGGAAGAUUAUGACAGGAUUUUCAUUUACCUAAUACUGAAUAAUACUGACCAGUAAUGCUAAGGUAAAGUUAGGACUAUGUCUACUGCUUCUGAGGUUAGUAAUAGACAGAUUGGAUGUCAGCUUGGCUCGGAGCUAGCACCUUCCUUGGUUGAAAAGGUUAAAGUAUUAUAUUGACUUUUAGGGAGACAAACUGAAGUCAGAAGAGCUGUAACAUUCCAGUUCCAGAGACAGUACACUUUAAAGUUUGAAGUCAGCCUAGUCUACAGAGUAAGUUCCAGGAAAGUCAGGGCUGUUACAUAGAAAACUCUGUCUCAAAAAAAAAAAAAUUAAGUUGUGACUAGCAAAAUCAGUGUGUAAUAGCGUUUGCCACCAAGGCUGAUGACUCCAGGAAGUCAUAGAGACGGAAGGAGGGAAGUGAAAAACUGACUCCACAGAAGUCCUGAUGGCUGCUUAUCUAUACUAAGUAUCUUACACACAUAAAUACUAGGAUAUAUUGGAAUUCUUUUGCUGAAUGUGUUAAGGAUGAACAAUUUUAACAACCUAAAGCUUUUCAUGCUAGGCAUCUUUCAAAAACAUAAUGUAAUGCCUGUGUGAGUGUGCAUGGGCCCCAGCACACACAUGGAGGUCAGAGGGCAACUUCAGGAGUGUGCCCCCAACCCCACGCCCAUCUUGGGUCCUGGGUUGUCAGGGUAGGCAGCAAGCAGUGGCACCUUGUUGUUCCACUUUUCUGUCCCUUAUAGUCUUAGUAUAAGACUAUAAGUAUGGGCAGUCCCCAUCACUUGCAAAGAACUGAGCUUAUUUAUGAAUAGAACAAUAUGGAACAUGUAUUUAUUUAUUGAAGCUGUAAGCCUUCACUGAUAUUUAUUGCUCAUCCUGGCGCUCGCUUCAAGGUGAGGCAGGGCAGUUGUAGAGCUUUUCUGACUGAACCAUAAGCGGGGUCAACUAAGAGAGCAGCCGCUUGCUGAAAGACGCAGUACAGCAGCACGGGAGCCGACUUCAGAGCAGGCAGACCGGGAGGAAAGGGCAGUCAGCAAACGCUGCGGCUUUAACAGGACUGGCAUUGGCUCCUGUACACACUGUAACUGAAUCUCUGCUGUCUGAGAUGUUUAUCCAUUUGUUUAAUUUUACAUUUCAAUAAAAGCAGUUGUCACUGGCUGUCUGAUUAUAGAUACCUA